GUCGAGUUGUUGCGCUUAGUUGCGCUUGAACGUGCCGAACCUCUGAAUCCCAUUGUAUCGUGCUCCGCUGUAGGAGCUAAGUUUCCAGUCAGAUGUUCAAUACAUACUUAUAAUCCCCAGGCGGUACUAUAUCCUUUUGCGCAGGCUUCUUUUUCAUAGCCAAAUUGGGUGUUUCUCCUUAAGCGCACAACGUUGGCGACGUACAGCGGCUUCCCACCGCCAUUACCCAGGACUGAAAGGUAAUUAUUCAACUUUUGAGCUUGUUACAGCUGUAUUUAUCAAGGGUCUGCUUUCUUUUGUCUCAUUCGCAGAGGCUGAUUUUGCUCUAGUCUUAAGUUGUCAGUACUUGCGGUUUUGCCGCCCAAAUCAGGAGUGCCGGUGCGCUCGCCUCUGUCGAGUCGGACCUGUGCCAUCUUUGCGACACACUCGACUGCCAUGUCGUCUAGACCUCGUUCACAGUCACCCAAAAGACAAGGUGAAGGUGCUAUACCACCGUAUACCAUGGCGGACGUCGACGGGAUCAAAGAUGUCGUCAAAUUGUUCGAUGGUGGUAGCGUAGAGGGCGAACCUAUCGAUCUCCGAGACAAGGUUGCAGACAAGCUAGAAGAGGGAUAUUUGAAGAUGGAGGAGGAUACAGACACUGUCAUGGGUGAUAUUACACCGCCGUCAGGUAGUCCUGCAAGUGACGGGAAGGAGGGUUUUUCAGAUGAAGGGCUGGAGAGUUCCCGGAAGAGCAGCACACCACCAGUUUCAACGAAAACGAAGAAAAAGUCAGAACCGCAGCUCAUCGGAGACCUUCCUCGUGCUGAGGAAGGUGCCUUGAGUACGUUUGUUGAGAUUCCCGAGAAUCACUAUCAGUACAAUACGUUGGGACGGUCGAGAGAUGCUCAGGAUAUCAUGACGUGUGACUGCCAGUACGAGCACGGUGUAGAUGACCCUAUUGAUGCCUGCGGGGAUGACUGUAUCAACCGACUGACUCAGGUCGAGUGUCUUCCUGAUGACUGUCGUUGUCGCCAUCACUGCCAGAACCAACGAUUUCAGAACAAGCAGUAUGCUCCGAUCGAAAUCGUCCAGACGGAAAAGAAGGGAUUUGGUUUGCGUGCUGGUGCGGACUUACCGAGAGACACCUUCAUCUACGAAUACGUGGGUGAUGUUGUCAGUCAACCUUCCUUCCUCAAACGCAUGCGGCAGUAUGCGGAGGAAGGGAUUCGACAUUUUUACUUCAUGAUGUUGCAGAAGGAUGAGUUCAUUGACGCCACAAAGCGCGGCGGCAUUGGUAGGUUCGCCAAUCACAGCUGCAACCCGAACUGCUAUGUGGCAAGGUGGACUGUCGGUGCCCGCGUGCGAAUGGGUAUCUUUGCCAGUCGGCGUAUCAAAAAGGAUGAGGAGCUAACGUUCAAUUACAAUGUCGAUCGAUAUGGCCACGAUGCGCAACCGUGCUAUUGCGGUGAACCAAAUUGCGUGGGCUUUAUUGGAGGCAAGACGCAGACCGACAUUGCGGCGAUGGACGACCUCUUCCUCGAUGCGCUUGGUAUAUCUGACGAAGUUGAGCAAUUGGGUCUCAAAGGCUCCAAGAAGAAGAAGGGCAGGCGCCUUGACGAGGACUACAUGCCUACUCUUAAACCGCUUAUUGAGAGAGACGCACCAAAGAUUGUUCAGGCCAUGCGUCAGACACAGAGCCGCAAGGUUCUAUUCAAGCUUCUCACUCGCGUCAAGAUGACAGAAGAUCAGUCUCCGCUGCGGCAGAUCAUGCGUUUGCGUGGCUUCAAUGUCAUGAAAAACAUUCUGGAUGACUACGUGCAAGAUGUUGAAAUGAUCACUCUGGCUCUUGAGUGCAUGAUGAAUUGGCCAUUGAUACAGCGGAAUAAAGUUGAAGACUGCAAGAUCACUGAGAACGUGACUCAGUUAUGUCAGUCUGAAAUCGAGGCGCUGGCGAGUUUGGCUCAGAAGCUAUCUGGGCAAUGGGAUCAAUUAGAGUACGCCUACCGUAUACCCAAGAGGAUGAAGGGUGAGAACGAGGAUGAGAUACCUUUCGAUCCUAAGCUCGUAUUAUACCGAGAAGAAGAAGAUGCCCGACCCAUGAAGCGCAACCGACGAUCAGAGUCGCCCCACCCGAAGCUCGACAUCAAACCGUUGGGCUUUCGGGCGUUCCACGCUCCAGCUCGUGAUAACAAUGCAGGAUGGUCUGAACGUCAAACUCAAAUGCAGAAAUCGACUAUACCAAGCAAAGACGCCAUCGCUGCUGUUAUUGCUGCCGCUGCUGCGGCACAAGAAGCUGCAGCACUACAGGCUGCCCAUGAUGCUGCCCAGGCGGAGUUGGAGAGACAGUCGAAGGAGGCUCGGAAGAUGGCAGCCAAGAAGAAAGCUUCGGUGAAUAAGGAAGCGAGAGAGGAACGGAGACAACUGAAGGAGAAGAGGUUACUCAAGCUCGUUGGCGCGAUUGUGGUCAAAAGCAUGUCGAAGUACCAGAAGCAAAUGGACCACGAUACUUUCAAGAAGCAUGCUAAAGAGCUGACACAACUCAUCGCGGAGAAAGAAAAGAAAUCUUCCAGUUACAAAGAAAGCAAGCUCGACGGGCUCUCUGACGAGAAAACGGCGAAGAUUAAGAAGUUUGCAAAGGAGUAUAUCGUCAAGGUCUUACGCAAGAUGGAGAAGAAGCGUCGGGAAUCCUCAAGUGGCAAGAACGGCGAGUCGUCUUCGAUGACGACUUCUACACCGGAUGAUCUUCCUGGCGAGGACCUUCAUGGAGAUAACAGCCUUCCCGACAUUUCCUUAGAAGAUGUCAUGGACAUCGACGGUGGCGAUUAUAAUGGGCAAACAUACAAUGAAGAGCCUUCUCCUGAAGAGCCCUCACCUGAGGGGCAGGAGGAUAGUCAUUCCUCAGUGUCUAGCCGUGACCCAAUUCGCUUCAAGCUACGGACAACUAUCGAUCCUCGACGACAUCGUUCCUCCGAUUCAGACCAUGACUGGGCAGGUACUUCCUCUCGAAUAGCAGUGGGCCUUGAGUAGUAUUAUACCUUAACAGUGUUUCCCUAGCUGUAUAACCUCCUAAUGUCCAUCUUUAGUGUUCUUGACAGUCUCAAUCAAGCGUAGUAUAAAUGAUUGGCGUGGCUGAACAGAAUGUGUGUAUAUGCGCAAGAGAAGAACCAUUAACUACACAUCUAUGCGGCC
This is a messenger RNA of Somion occarium, 3171 nucleotides long. Lineage: Eukaryota; Fungi; Basidiomycota; Agaricomycetes; Polyporales; Cerrenaceae. The record is from the annotation of a GenBank genome assembly.